CUCCUAGCUGAUGACUUUGCGAAAAACGGCUUCAAGGUCAUUUUGAUCGAGUACUACAACAGCGAUUCUCUUCCCCCUGAUGCCUUGAAUGAUAAAACAUUGAACUUCAGGGGGUGGCUUGCCACCCAUGGCGCCGAGGUGACCUGCCUGCCCCUCGACAAGGUCAUCGCCGCGCUCACGGAGGAAGGCAUCACCAGAUUCGAGGCCACUAGUUACUGCUUCGGCGGUAGAUACACAUUUGACCUUGUAUUUGACAAAGUCAUCCAAUGGGCCGUCGUCGCUCACCCUCACUCUUGGAAGUCCCCAAAGACCUCGAGCAAAGCACCUCUCCUUAUCAAUGCAUGCGAGAACGAUAGGUUGUUCCCUGCGGAAUCCCAAGCGAAGACUGGUGAGAUUUUUAGCGAUGGGAACUUUGCUCCAGGGUACAGGCUCGAGUAUUUCCCUGAUUGCACGCAUGGGUUUGCUGUCAGUGGGGAUGUGACUGACCUACUUGUCAAGGCUGGGAAGGAGGGAUCGUGCAGGGCUAGCGUGGGGUUCUUCCUGACGUACCUGUGA
Messenger RNA from Suillus paluster, 555 nucleotides. RefSeq lists its product as uncharacterized. The record is from RefSeq and is a predicted model, not a curated record. Gene Ontology annotation, molecular function: hydrolase activity. The annotation marks the transcript as partial. The transcript has 5 exons. Lineage: Eukaryota; Fungi; Basidiomycota; Agaricomycetes; Boletales; Suillaceae.